Molecule: messenger RNA, 2323 nt
Organism: Radiomyces spectabilis
Lineage: Eukaryota; Fungi; Mucoromycota; Mucoromycetes; Mucorales; Radiomycetaceae
Product: amino acid permease-domain-containing protein
Exons: 7
Coding region: 223-2307 (694 amino acids)
Biological process (GO): amino acid transport; transmembrane transport
Cellular component (GO): membrane
Molecular function (GO): amino acid transmembrane transporter activity
Source: RefSeq, a predicted model, not a curated record
CUAUGAUUGAAAGCACUAUGAUAUCAGUAUGGAGAGUAAAAUUUGCACAACUCAAGCAAUUGCACUUGUGUCAGAAAUGACACGCUGUGAAAAUGAUGAGAAAUAGUUUGAGUGGUCCGAUCUGCCGAGAAAUUUUUUCAUUUUCAGUUUUGAAUCCUUUUUUCCUCAAAAACCUGUCAACAUUGACAGCAAAACCAUUCUCUUUUGCACAUCUAUUCCCAUAUGAAGGAACGAGUGCCAGUACCAGAAGAUGCAACAGUCAAAGGCGCGUCCGUUGAAAAGCUUAGUACGCAAGAUCGACAUUUGAGGAAUGCAUGCUCUUCUGAUGCUAGUGCAGAGCCUCCUCCAUCGUUUGCUGAAUCGGAAUUUCAUCAUAUUCAACGUCGACAAGUCAAUAGACAUCGAAGCAAUCUCUUAAAGUGGUCGUCGGUCCCGUCACGCUAUCCCAACCUCAGCAAUGCUUGGGAAUUCGCAGGAUGGGGCAGUACAUAUUAUAUGGAUCUUGAACAAAGUGAUCUGGAUCGUUACGAAGAUACCCAAAAGCAAAAGACACUGAUAGGCACUUGGCGAGCCACAUCCAUUGCUGGCAACGAUCUCAUCGCUUCCGUGCUGUAUUCCAUUGGCCCAUGCGUACUCCAAGCAGGCAAAUAUGCUCCCAUUUCCAUGUUACUUAUCGCCCUCCUCAUGUAUCCGACCAAAAAUAUCAUCAAUGAAGUAGCCACAUCAAUGCCCUUGAAUGGAGGAACCUACAAUGCCAUGCUAAACACGACCGCCAAGAGUGCCGCUGCCGUGGUUGCUUGUCUAUCCAUCCUUGAUUACCUUGCCACAAGUGUUGUCUCGGCCUCUACCGCAACGGCCUAUCUAGCCGCUCAAGUCACAAUGCCUGAACACUUCUCAGCCUUUGUAUUGACCAUCAUCAUCCUGAUUGUCUUUUCAGUGAUCUGUCUGUUUGGUAUCCGUGAAUCAUCCACUUUGACACUUUCUAUAUUUUGUCUUCACACAUUGACCAUGGUAGUGGUCAUGAUCACAAGUGUCGUAGCUUGGGUUCGUGAAGGAAACCACAUCCUGAUUGAAAACUGGCAAAUGCCUGAUCCACCUGGUGUCUCACCUGUACGAAUGAUCUUUAAUGGCGUUUGCAUUGGACUUUUGGGUGUGACUGGAUUUGAGUCAGCGGAAAACUACAUUGAAGAUAUGAAGCCAGGCACCUUUCCCAAACUUAUGAACAACAUGUUUGGCUUUCUUUUGGCCUUGAACGCACCAAUGACAUUUCUUGUUACUGUCAUUGUACCGGUACCAGUCAUACAAAGCAAUGCCGCCUAUGCUGUUUCUGUUCUGGGUGAACAUGUUACGAAGGGCCAAUCCUGGUUACGCUUAUGGAUCAUGGUAGAUGCUGUGAUUGUACUGUGUGCCGGCGUAUUGACUGGUCUUAUUGGUGCCAUUGGUCUUAUUCAACGCAUGGCAAGCGACCGUGUGCUACCGCGCUUGUUUUUAGUUCGCAAUCGAUUUACGGGCUCUUAUCAGUACAUCAUUCUCGCAUUCCUGAUCCUGAGCAUUACUCUGUACUGCAUCACCGGCGGUGAUACCACCUCGUUAUCGGGAGUAUUCGCUGUAGCCUUCCUCGGCAAUCUCUCGACAUUUGCGUUUGUCAACAUUUUGAUGAAAUAUAAGCGGGGACGACUACGACGAAUGACGCAUGUGAAAUUGAUUACGGCAGUGGUAACGCUGGCACUAUUGGUUACUGCUUUGAUUGGUAACAUUGUGAUCAAUCCACUUAUUGCCGAGUACUUUGUCAUCUAUUUCGGCGUGGUGCUCCUCGUCAUUUUGGCCAUGCUCAAUCGCGGCUGGCUCUUGAAGCUGUUCUACUGGUUAUUCGAUCAAAUGGAUUCCAUUCAUCGAUUUACGCGAUUUUCCACGACUGUCGAAGCUUAUCUGCAAAAACGCAUCAAGCAACUUCGAAAACAGCCUGCAGUAUUCUUUCUAAAGACGGACGAACCCCAUGUGAUGAACAAGGCCAUCUUAUAUAUCAAGAAUAACGAAGAAGCCGCACAUCUCAAAUUUGUUCACAUUUAUGAUAAGAUGGAUGAUAUCCCUGAGCACUUGGAAGCCAAUCAUCGUAUGUUGGAUGAAGUGUAUCCAAAGAUCCAAGUGGACUUGGUAUUCAUCCAAGGGCAAUUUGAUCCGGCCACUGUGGAUGCUGUUUCACGGCAACUGGAGAUUCCAAAGUCUCUCAUGUUCAUGAGCUGUCCGGGAAAAGACUUUAAAUAUUCACUUGGAGAGUUUGAAGGAGUGCGCAUUAUCAUGUUGUAAAUACAUCAUCAUCACC